AAUUUACUGUGUAACUAUUGAAAACAAAUAUAUAUAUUUAUAUAUACAAUUUGCUCUUGAUCAUUGUCUCUGGCUGUACGUAGGCAAUGGCAAUCACUACAUUAGUCUCGGCAGUUUCAAGAAGGUUAGAAGGUAAAGUGGCUUUGAUUACAGGUGGAGCUAGUGGAAUAGGCCAAAAAACUGCCCAAGUCUUUGCCCACCAUGGAGCCAAACUAGUUAUAGCCGAUAUCCAAGACGAGCUAGGCCACUCUGUUUGCCAAUCUAUAGCGAGCGGCGCGGCCGGAAACGACGCCACUUACGUCCACUGCGACGUAACCGACGAAUCUCACGUCAAAGCCGCCGUAGAAAAAGCCAUCAAGUCCUAUGGAAAGCUAGACAUAAUGUUCAACAAUGCCGGCAUAGGUGACCCGAAAAAGUCUCGAAUUAUCGACAACGAGAAGGGCGAUUUUGAGCGCGUGUUGCGCGUGAAUGUGACAGGGGUUUUCCUUGGUAUAAAACACGCUUCCCAAGCUAUGAUCUCGGCUAAAGGAGGCAGCGGCGGUAGCAUCAUAUCAACAGCUAGUGUUGCCUCGUGCAUGGGAGGCUUAGUCUCCCACGCGUACACGUGCUCCAAGCACGCCGUGCUUGGGCUGACGAGAAAUGCUGCUGUUGAGUUGGGACAGUUUGGAAUAAGGGUCAACUGUGUGUCGCCUUAUGGGUUGGCGACGCCGAUUUCUCAGAUCUUCCAUGGGCUUAGUGUGGAGGAGCUUGAAGGCCUGUACGGAUCUAUGGCGAACUUAAAGAAUGUGACGUUUAAGGAAGAUGAUAUUGCUAAUGCUGCUCUUUUUUUGGCGAGUGAGGAGGGACGGUACGUCAGUGGACAUAACCUAGUUGUUGAUGGAGGUUUCACCAUUGCUAAUUCUUCUUUUCCAAUGUUUCAGUACCCUGAAAUUAAUCAUGCUUGAUUAAUAAUUAGUUUCCAUUAAUCCAAAGAAAAUAUAAUUAAUAAAAAGAGUACGUACGUUGUUAUUUUUAAUUGAUUAUUACGGUGAAAUCCUCAACAAGUUUGUCACUUUGAGUUUUAGUGUUGUUGUUUUUGUUGAGAUCGAUACACCAGUUUAUAUAUGAUAAAAUCUGAACUUCUUAAUAGUCC
Messenger RNA from Cannabis sativa, 1132 nucleotides. Its product is annotated as secoisolariciresinol dehydrogenase. The record is from RefSeq and is a predicted model, not a curated record. Gene Ontology annotation, molecular function: oxidoreductase activity. The transcript is spliced from 2 exons. NCBI's taxonomy places the organism in Eukaryota, Viridiplantae, Streptophyta, Magnoliopsida, Rosales, Cannabaceae. The coding region runs from base 87 to 944 and encodes 285 amino acids.